Molecule: messenger RNA, 2206 nt
Organism: Chiloscyllium plagiosum (whitespotted bambooshark)
Lineage: Eukaryota; Metazoa; Chordata; Chondrichthyes; Orectolobiformes; Hemiscylliidae
Source: RefSeq, a predicted model, not a curated record
GGCUCGCUUUAUUCAGUGCUCGCCCUCCUCCGAACAGCAGACGUACCGUCAGACUUUUUUUUAAUCAAGCCGCAGCGGCAAGAACGGUUUUCCAGCUCGAAUUCAUUCUAAGUUCCCAUUUGGGAAGAAAAAAAAAAUCCAGGCGGGUUUUAUUUUUAAUUUUAAACCCGGCCAACUGCCCCGGUACCGCCAGCAUUUCGAUUUUUUUUUCCCCACGUAGCCGCUCUGUUGAAGGGGUUUUGAGGGGGAGGGAAAAGGAAAACUCUCGGCAUCGCUGAUUUCCAGAGAUCGUAUCGUGUCAGCCUUAGAUGGCCAGCUUCCCAGAAUUUGUCAACGAGAAUGAAAUAGUGCCAACCAUGCUCCCACAGUUGUUGCUGUCAUUAGCAUAAAACUCUUUUGCUUGAUCAGCUUGGAGAUAGACUCCUCAUGAACAGAGUUGGCUACUUGGACAGAAUCUGCGAAGAAUUUUGCUGUUGCCAACAGUUGCAAUGUGGUCCCAAUUUAUUGUGAACACAGCAAAGCCUCCAGAAGCACAGGCCCGGCUUAUUGCUGACCUUUGGGCACCAGUUGCCCCGUUUGAGCAAAAGUCUGGCCGUGAAACCUGGACUGUGGCUUUUGCACCUGAUGGCUCAUAUUUUGCUUGGUCGAAAGGACAUCGUGUAGUAAAGUUGGUUCCUUGGUCUCUGUGUGAAAAUAAAAGAUUGUAUGAUAAUGAGCAUGAUAAUGCAGUCAAUAAAAUUCUCAGGAAACAAAAUGGCUACAGUCAGAAGAAUCACCCAGAAGAGCACACUAUAGACUGUGGUGAUAUUGUGUGGGCCCUUGCUUUUGGCUCUUCUGUACCUGAAAAACAGAGUCGCUGUGUGAACAUUGAAUGGCAUCGAUUCAAAUUUGGCCAAGACCAGUUACUGCUGGCGACUGGCCUGAGCAACGGGCGUAUCAAAAUUUGGGAUGUGUACACAGGUAGAUUCCUUCUUAAUUUGAUGGAUCACAAUGAAGUUGUUCGGGAUUUGACCUUUGCACCUGAUGGCAGCCUUAUCUUAGUGUCUGCAUCGAGAGAUAAAACUCUGAGAGUCUGGGAUUUGAAAGAUGAUGGCAAUAUGGUGACUGUACUGAGAGGACAUCACAACUGGGUGUAUUGCUGUGCCUUCUCUCCAAAUUCAAAUAUUCUCUGCUCUGUUGGAGCUGGGAAAGCGGUUUUUCUGUGGAACAUGGAAAGCUACACCAUGAUCCGUAAACUUGAAGGUCACCUUAAUGAUGUGGUAUCAUGUGAAUUCUCUCCUGAUGGAGCAUUGUUGGCUACAGCCUCAUAUGAUACACGAGUUAUUGUAUGGGAUCCACAUACAGGCAGUAUUUUGUUCGAACUGGGGCACCUGUUUCCACCUCCAACUCCAAUAUUUGCUGGUGGAGCAAAUGAUCGCUGGGUGAAAUCUGUUGCCUUUUGCCAUGAUGGUUUGCACAUUGCUAGUAUUGCUGAUGACAAAAUGGUGAGAUUCUGGAGGAUUGGUAAAGAUUGCCCAGCAGAAGUUGCUCCUUUAAGUAAUGGCCUAUGUUGUGCCUUUUCUCCAGAUGGUAGUGUUCUUGCUACUGGGACACAAGAUGGUAGUGUUCACUUCUGGGCCACUCCCAGGCACGUCCCUUGUCUUCAGCAUCUCUGUCGCAUGGCUCUGCGAAGAGUAAUGAUUACCACGUCUGUUGAGAACCUGCCUAUCCCACCAAAGAUAGUCGAAUAUCUAACUUAUCGCACAAACUGACCAUUUGGAGCUGCGUAGCUUCAAAAAAAACCUAUGUCGUAUGUUGCCUUUAUUGUUUAGAUGUAGACAAACGGGUGUAUUUUGCUGCCUUUGUCAGCAAAACUUUUAUUUGGAGCCUGGUUAGUUCAUAACAGAUUUUCUUCUGUAAAAACUGUACAUUCUGUAAACCUGUACCGUUAUAUAUAAAUGUCAGCUUGUACCAUAGCUCCUUUCUAUUCUGUUUUGAUGGUCCAAUUUUUUUGUUCUUGUAAAUAAAUUUUAUUUUGUAAAUGUAUUUUUUGGAAAUGGCUGAAAGGUUUGGUAUUCAAUAUUGUCUGCAACUGAAAGGAAAAAGUCAUGUCAACUGCCAAAGACUUGUUUUUGUAAGCUAUCAUUUACAAAUGCAGACAAAAGCUGCACUUCAUUUAAAUGUGAAUUUAUAUUUCCUUCAUCUAUUAAAGAGAAGUUGAGUUUUA